This is a messenger RNA of Trichomycterus rosablanca, 2639 nucleotides long. RefSeq names its product histone-lysine N-methyltransferase PRDM9-like. The record is from RefSeq and is a predicted model, not a curated record. NCBI's taxonomy places the organism in Eukaryota, Metazoa, Chordata, Actinopteri, Siluriformes, Trichomycteridae. Gene Ontology annotation, molecular function: histone methyltransferase activity; protein binding. The transcript has 7 exons. The coding region runs from base 1 to 1998 and encodes 665 amino acids.
AUGGAAUCAGCUGAGGUCAAAUGGGUACAGAAUUCUGGUCCUGCAAACCCACAGGAUGUGAAGACAGAAGAUUGUACAACUUUAGACGAGAAAACAUCAAUCACUGGAAACCAUGUCACUCCUGUGGACCAACAGAACAAACAUUUCCAGGAAAACCUUGAAUCCAACUGCGUGAAAGAAGAGACGCUGGAGCUGAAUACUUAUAAUCAAGGAGACCUGAAUAUUGUCUGUAUUAAGGAAGAAGAACCCGAUGAUGAAGACUACCUCUACUGUGAGGAGUGCAAAUCCUAUUUCAUCAAUAAAUGUGAGGUUCAUGGUCCUGCUCUCUUUAUAUCCGAUACCCUUGUUCCCAUGGGGGUGGCCAACCGAGCAAGAAAAACCCUUCCUCCUGGUCUAGAAGUUCAGACGUCGACUAUUCCUGAUGCAGGCCUGGGAGUGUUUAAUAAGGGAGAGACUCCAGUUCAAGUUGGUGCACAUUUUGGACCCUACCAGGGAGAGCUGGUAGACAGAGAAGAAGCCAUGAAUAGUGGUUACUCCUGGAUGAUAUGCAAGAGCAGCCAAUGUGUAAAGUACAUAGAUGCCACGCAAGAGCUACAUGCUAACUGGAUGAGGUAUAUUAAUUGCACUCGUAAUGAUGAAGAGCAGAAUCUUGUGGCGUUCCAGUAUCAAGGAAGGAUUUUCUACCGUUGCUGUCGACCCAUCAGAACAGGACAGGAGCUCUUGGUGUGGUACAAUGAAGACUAUGCUAAAGAUCUCGGCUUUACAUUCGACUACCUCUGGCAUAAAAAGUGCUCUGCAAAUGGAAAGAACAGUGACCUGUUACAAGUUUUCUCCUGCUCAUUGUGUCCACUUUCCUUUACAUCUCAAAUUUACCUUCACAGACACAUUAAGAGAUGCCACUAUGAGGAGUAUGUGAGACUCUUGAAUUUAGGAGAGAUUAAUUAUGAUGAUCUGAAGCUUGCCAGAAGUUCCAAUAGUUUGCUGACAUCUCCUGGUACUCCUCAUCCCAAUGCCUCGAACAAUCAAAUACAGAAAAAGAAUUACCAGUGUCCAGACUGUGGAAAGACUUUUUCUCACCAUAGUCAUCUCAAGGUCCACCUGCGCAUUCACACCGGAGAAAAACCAUAUAACUGCUUACAGUGUGAUAAAAGUUUUAGUGCACGAGGCACUCUUAAAAUCCACGAGCGUGUUCACACAGGAGAGAAGCCGUACGAGUGCUCUCAGUGUGGAAAGAAGUUUUCUCAUAAGAGUCCCCUCCAAACUCACAUGCGUAUCCACACCGGAGAAAAGCCGUAUCACUGCGUGCAGUGUGGGAAGAGUUUUACCUAUCAGAAUACCCUCCAGCACCACCAACGUCUUCACACAGGAGAAAAGCCGUAUCGCUGCUCACAAUGCGGGAAGGGUUUUGUGCAACAGAAUAACCUUCAAGCACACCAGCGCGUUCACACUGGAGAGAAGCCGUAUCGCUGCCCGCAGUGUGGCAAGAGUUUUGCGUAUCACAGUAAUUUUCAAACACAUCAGCGCGUUCACACAGGAGAAAAGCAGUACCGCUGCUUGCAAUGCGGGAAGAGUUUUAGUCGUGAAAAUACUCUCCAAAGGCACCAGCGCAUUCACACUGGAGAGAAGCCGUAUCACUGCUCAGAGUGCGGAAAGAGUUUUACUCAUCAGAACAGUCUCCAAACACACCAGCGCACUCACACAGGAGAGAAGCCGUAUCAGUGCUCGCAGUGUGAAAAGAGUUUUGCACAGCUGGGUAAUCUUCAAUCACACCAGCGCAUUCAUACAGGAGAGAAACCGUAUCGCUGCUUACAGUGUAAAAAGAGUUUCACCCGGGAAAGCAGUCUUCAGCGACACCAGCGCAUUCAUACUGGAGAGAAGCCGUAUUAUUGCUCACAGUGUGGAUGGAGCUUUUCUUAUUUAAGUACAUUUAAGAAUCACAAGUGCACUAACAGGGAACCAUCUGAUGUACAUUUGUCCAACCAAAAAACAAGGACAUGAAAUAUAAAACCUCACACUUUUUAUUCAAAUAAACCAUGUCACCAAAAUGCUGUGUUAAAUAAAACAGACAGACCAGCGUUUUAGAACCUGUAUUCACUCAGUCAGUUCUGGAUUCCACUCCCACUCCUGAUUGAGCAUAUUAACAAUCAUAAAGCUCUUCGUAAGCUGUAUCAGGUGUGCUAGGGUGCAGGGAAAGCUUGUUGUGCAGUGCACCCCAGCAUGGGCAUUAGAAGUAUUGAAGUUUGGUUUUGGCAAGCAAGCAACCUUGGCAGGUUUGAAUGUUAAGUAUGUUUGUUGCUACUUGCAUCUUUAAAAAGACUUUUGUUUAAAACGACCUAGGGCUGGGCAGUAUGACCAAAAAUUUGUAUCACAGUAUUUUUUUAAAUUCUGACAGUUUCACGGUAUAUAUAUUUUUUGUAUGACUGGUAUUUGUGGCUUAUUCUACUGUCAUAAGUACAUAGAAUAUACAUCAUUUUAAUUUCACCAUGUAUGUAAUGAAGGUCUUGAGUACUAUAAGGUUUGCUUGGCCCCACAAAAUGACAUGAAUGGAAUCAGUAUGUGAAACAGUUGCAGUAAAUACAGUUUUUAUUGUUUAUUUAAUAUUUAAGUAUUGUACAAUUACCCUUAGCUCUCCCUUUAAC